CAGGGCCAUUCCGGGGUACUCAAGAUCCUGAUUCCUUGGAUUGCAACUCCUGAUCUGGGCUCAGCCGCCGGCUGACUGGCGUUUGGCGCUCUGAUCUAGUGCUCCGCUUUGAAAUCUCUACCCCCUCCCGUCUUAUUAUUUUUUUUUUUAGCCAGGUAUGAUGAUGUCAAACGUGAUGCUGAUGCUACAGUUACAGACAUAGCCCCAGCUGGCGCAGUCUCGCUGCUUCUCUCUUCCUCUCCGCGUCCAGCGCUGAGAUUUUUCAGACAAGUGCAUCUCCUAAACAGUUCACAUUUCAGCCACGACCUAUACCGUCCGUCUCUCACCGGAGUCAGACCGCAGGAGGAGGGCAGAGGAAGCUGAGUCAACCGCGGGGUGGGAGGAAGACAUUAGAAGACUGCAGAAGUCAAGACAGCCCAGAUCGAACCCGGACCACGAUGCGCGCCCCGAGCUGCAGGCGAUUGGCGCUGCCGCUGCUCUUCCUCGCCGCGGCCGCCCUGGCCGAAGGCGACGCCAAAGGGCUCAAAGAGGGGGAGACCCCUGGCAAUUUCAUGGAGGACGAGCAAUGGCUGUCGUCCAUCUCUCAGUACAGCGGCAAGAUCAAGCACUGGAACCGCUUUCGAGACGAAGUGGAGGAUGACUACAUCAAGAGCUGGGAGGACAAUCAGCAGGGAGACGAAGCCCUGGACACCACCAAGGAUCCCUGCCAGAAAGUGAAGUGCAGCCGCCACAAGAUGUGCGUUGCCCAAGGCUACCAGCGCGCCAUGUGCAUCAGUCGCAAGAAGCUGGAGCACAGAAUCAAGCAGCCUGCCUUGAAACUCCAUGGAAACAAAGACACCAUCUGCAAGCCCUGUCACAUGGCACAGCUCGAUUCUGUCUGCGGCUCUGAUGGUCACACCUACAGCUCCGUGUGUAAGUUGGAACAGCAGGCAUGUCUGAGCAACAAGCAGCUGGUGGUGAGAUGCAAGGGUCCCUGCCCCUGCCCCACGGAACAGUCCACCACCUCCACCACUGAUGGCAAAUCAGAGACCUGCACUGGCCAGGACUUGGCAGACUUGGGGGAUCGUCUGCGGGACUGGUUUCAGCUCCUUCAUGAGAACUCCAAGCAGAAUGGCUCCACCAGCAGCGGGGCCAGCCCCACCUCUGGGCUAGAUAAGAAUCUAGGGGCCAGCUGCAAGGACUCCAUUGGCUGGAUGUUCUCCAAGUUGGACACCAGCGCCGACCUCUUCCUGGAUCAGACGGAGCUGGCCGCCAUUAACCUAGACAAAUACGAGAUCUGCAUCCGCCCCUUCUUCAACUCCUGUGACACCUACAAGGACGGCCAGGUCUCCACUGCUGAGUGGUGCUUCUGUUUCUGGAGAGAGAAGCCCCCCUGCCUGGCAGAGUUGGAGCGCAUCCAAAUCCAGGAAGCCGCCAAGAAGCAGCCAGGUGUUUUCAUCCCAAGUUGUGACGAGGAUGGCUACUACCAGAAAAUGCAGUGUGACCACAGCAGCGGUGACUGCUGGUGCGUGGACCAGCUGGGCCUGGAGCUGACAGGCAGCCGCACACACGGGAGCCCCGAUUGCGACGACAUCGUGGGCUUCUCAGGGGACUUUGGGAGCGGUGUCGGCUGGGAGGACGAGGAAGAGAAGGACACGGAGGAAGCCGGUGAGGAGGCUGAAGAGGAGGAAGGAGAGGCGGUUGAGGCUGAUGAUGGGGGUUACAUCUGGUAG
Molecule: messenger RNA, 1712 nt
Organism: Chrysochloris asiatica (Cape golden mole)
Lineage: Eukaryota; Metazoa; Chordata; Mammalia; Afrosoricida; Chrysochloridae
Gene: SPOCK2
Product: sparc/osteonectin, cwcv and kazal-like domains proteoglycan (testican) 2
Exons: 12
Coding region: 438-1712 (424 amino acids)
Molecular function (GO): protein binding; calcium ion binding
Source: RefSeq, a predicted model, not a curated record